This is a messenger RNA of Cornus florida, 1119 nucleotides long. RefSeq names its product agglutinin-like. The transcript has 3 exons. Gene Ontology annotation, molecular function: carbohydrate binding. The record is from RefSeq and is a predicted model, not a curated record. The coding region runs from base 1 to 867 and encodes 288 amino acids. NCBI's taxonomy places the organism in Eukaryota, Viridiplantae, Streptophyta, Magnoliopsida, Cornales, Cornaceae.
AUGGCGAAUGAGGAAUCUGUUGCUUUGGGGCCAUAUGGUGGUUCAGGAGGGGAAAAAUGGGAUGAUGGAACCUACAAUACCAUAAGGGAAUUAGUUAUAUACUCCGGAGAGGAAAUUUAUUCCAUCCAAGUUGUCUAUGAUGAUAUUGAAGGAAAGCCAGUAUCGAAAUUAAGGCAUGGUGGCAACGGCGGAUUUCCAAAUAUGGUGAAAUUAGACUAUCCUACCGAGUACCUCGUUUCGAUAUCAGGGUGCCACAGUUCCGUAUCUCCUGUUGUGAACUCUCUUACAUUCCAAAGCAAUAUAAAACAAUAUGGACCAUAUGGUAAGGAAGGGGGAACUCGUUUUGAAUCCCGGUUAGAUUCUGGCAAGAUUGUUGGAUUCUUUGGAAAUAAGGGUAAUGUUUUGGAUUCGAUUGGGGUAUACAUUAAGCCAAUCCAAGCUGCGAUACCUGUGGGUCCAUUUGGAACUACAGGUGGACAACAGUGGGAUGACAAAACCUAUAGUACGAUAAGGAAAUUAAUUAUAUACUCCGGAUGGGUAAUUGAUUCCAUCCAAGUUAUCUACGACGAUUUUGAAGGAAAACCAGUAUCUGGACAAAAACAUGGUGGUGAUGGCGGACAACUAAGCACGGUCACACUAGAGUAUCCAGAUGAGUUUUUGGUUUCAAUUUGGGGGUACUAUGGACAAGUAGGUACCAUGGUAGCUAUUCGGUCACUUGGAUUUCAAAGCAACAAAAAAACGUAUGGACCAUUUGGUGUGGAGGAUGGCGAGAAAUUUGAAAUCGCAUCCAUUGAUGGCAAGAUUAUUGGAUUCCACGGAAGGUCUCAUGAUUAUCUUACUGCAAUUGGAGCACAUUUUGACAAGUGAAGAUAAAAUUGAGACAAUGAUCAUGAGCCACCUUUAACUAGUCUUUUAAUCAUUAAUAAUUUAGCUGUACUUGCAUUUGAUGCAGUUAUAAUAAGGGAUGCUUUGUGUUGUCCUUAAAACUUAUUGAAAGUGGUUAAGGCAAUACAAUUUGGAUCAGUGUGUGUUUUUGUGUCAUUUGAAGUAAUUUUCAUGUUUUCUCAUGUGCUAAGCCAUAAAGUUUGGGUUGGUUGUUGUACUUGCAAAAGAAGAAUC